Molecule: messenger RNA, 681 nt
Organism: Oncorhynchus gorbuscha (pink salmon)
Lineage: Eukaryota; Metazoa; Chordata; Actinopteri; Salmoniformes; Salmonidae
Product: putative protein TPRXL
Exons: 3
Coding region: 1-681 (226 amino acids)
Source: RefSeq, a predicted model, not a curated record
AUGAGCAGCAGCAACACCAGCACGCUGCCGCAGCAGCAGCAGCAGCAUCCAGCAGCUGCUGCUGAGCAGCAGCAGCAGCCAGCAGUGAGCGAACGUCGCGCAGCAGCAAUCUGCAGCAGCAGCAAGCAGCAGCCAGCAGCAGCAGCAAGGCGGCAGCACCUCAGCUGCUGCUGCCGCAGCAGGCAGCAGCCGCAGCAGCAGCAGCAGCAGCAGCAUAACCAGCGGCUGCCAGCAGCAGCACCAGCAGCAAUAACGCCGUUGCCAGCAGCAGCAGCCAGCAGCACAACGCCAAGCUCCAGCAGCAGCACCAGCAGCAACGCUGCUGCCCAGCAGCAGCACCACAGCAACCAGCAGCGUCAACGCCGCUCCAGCAGCAGCAGCACAUCGUCAGCUCCAGCAGCAGAUAACGCCGUCUCCAGCAGCGUUAACCAGCAGCACAACGCCGCCCAGCAGCAGCAGCACAUCACUCCAGCAGCAGCAACGCCGUCCAGCAGCAGCACCAGCAGCACAACGCCGCCCAGCAGCAGCAGCACAUCAACGCCGCCCAGCAGCAGUAGCACACGCCGCUCCAGUAGCAGCAGCAGCAACGCCGCUCCAGCAGCAGUAACCAGCAGCACAACGUCGCCGCCAGCAGCAGCUGCUGCCAGCAUUAGCAACGCCGCUCCAGCAGCAGCAGCCUAG